AUGAAAUAUGAGUUCUCAUUACUCUGUGAAAUUGCAAACAAAUGUACCAUAGAUAUAGACAUUAUAGUAAGCUUGCUUAGGAGUUUGAGUGGAUGCUUUCAUUACAAAAUCUGUUUUCACCAGUUAAUAAUUUCUUGAUUUGAAAUAAUGCUGUAUAAUUCAUAAUAAUUAAUGGAAAAUAGACAUUCAAUUCUUGUAUUUUGAUAAAGCUUCAUAAAAUCUUAAAAAGGAAUUAAGAAUAGGAGAUACUAAGAUUUUAUGGAAGUGGGCAAAUUAUUGUAUUGGCAAUUUGGAGAAAUUUUAAUAGUACUUGUUUCCAGAAUAUUUAAGACAUAAGAAUUUAGACAGUUUUUUAAGGUAUAAUAUCAUAAUAGAAGAUAGAAAAUUGAACAUAUAUGAAUUCAAGAAGACAAACAAUAAUAGUGUGUUGGAAUUUAAACAUAAAUAUUUUAGAUGAGAUGGAAAGUAAAGAUUCUCCAUUAAGGAGGAUAAUUUUUG
Messenger RNA from Paramecium primaurelia, 498 nucleotides. NCBI's taxonomy places the organism in Eukaryota, Ciliophora, Oligohymenophorea, Peniculida, Parameciidae. The record is from the annotation of a GenBank genome assembly.